Molecule: messenger RNA, 2068 nt
Organism: Ipomoea triloba (trilobed morning glory)
Lineage: Eukaryota; Viridiplantae; Streptophyta; Magnoliopsida; Solanales; Convolvulaceae
Exons: 2
Coding region: 129-1880 (583 amino acids)
Biological process (GO): transmembrane transport
Cellular component (GO): membrane
Molecular function (GO): transmembrane transporter activity
Source: RefSeq, a predicted model, not a curated record
AAGUGAUCGUUCCCUUUUUCAACUCUAAGCUUUUUUAGAUCUCUACCAUUCAACUCAAGAAAUCCUGUGAAGCCUCAUCACCCAGAUUCCCGCUAGAGCCUAGAGAUUGGGAACAUACGUAUAGUACGAUGUGUAUAGACGAAGGUGGUUGGAGUGCCAUGGGCAGAUUUGGCCGGCGCAUCAUCGCCGGCCGGUGGUUUAUGGUGUUUAGUUGCCUACUAAUCCUGUCGGUCUCCGGUGGAACCUACAUAUUUGGGCUUUACUCCGAGGACAUUAAGAAAACCUUAGGCUACGACCAGACAACCUUAAACUUGAUUAGUUUCUUCAAGGAAUUGGGAGCGAAUAUCGGAAUAAUUUCCGGGCUAAUUAACGAGGUAACCCCACCAUGGGUCGUCCUGCUCCUAGGUGCGGUCAUGAAUUUUUCCGGCUACUUUUUUAUAUGGCUGGCCGUUACCGGCCACAUAUCCAAUCCCCAGGUUUGGUGGAUGUGUUUGUGCAUUUGUGUGGGAGCAAAUUCUCAGACUUUUGCUAACACUGGAGCCUUAGUCACAUGUGUCAAGAAUUUCCCAGAAUCUAGGGGCAUUGUAAUUGGUCUCUUGAAGGGUUAUGUUGGGCUUAGUGGGGCGAUUAUCUCACAGAUAUACCAUGCUUUGUAUGGAGACGAUGGGAAAUCUUUGAUCUUGCUUAUUGCGUGGCUUCCGGCCGUGGUUUCGGGUGUUUUUCUGAGAACUGUUCGAGUCAUGAAGGUUAAUGUUGGACAGGAAAAUGAGCUUAAGGUGUUUUACAAUCUUUUGUUUGUGUCGUUUGGUCUGGCAGGGGUUCUUAUGGCUGUCAUUAUUGUGCAAAAUAGUGUUACAUUUAACAGGCUAGACUAUGCAAUUUGUGUUUCGGUUAUUGUUGUUUUUCUGUUUUCGCCUAUAAUUUUGGUUAUAAGAGAGGAGAUGAUGGUAUGGAAGAGGAAGAAGGAAAUGUUGGGUGAUCCUCUCACAUUGAGCAUCAGAGGAGGCGAAGCACGAGGGCCGGGAGAAGUAGGGGAUACCCGAAAGAACGAGGAGGCAAUAGAGGCAAAGACGAAGAAGCUAGUGUUCUGGUAUCAGGACGUGUUUAGGCCGCCAGAGAGGGGCGAGGAUUACACGAUUUUGCAGGCGGUUUUGAGUGUUGAUAUGUUGAUUUUGUUCGCUGUCACGAUCACGGGAGCGGGAGGGACCUUAACAGCUAUAGACAACCUAGGCCAGAUUGGCAAGUCCUUAGGCUAUCCGGACAAAAGCAUCACCACAUUCGUGUCACUCGUGAGCAUAUGGGGCUAUCUCGGAAGAGUGGCCUCGGGUUUUGCCUCCGAGAUUUUCUUGGCCAAGUAUAAGUUCCCGAGACCCCUAAUGCUCACACUAGUGCUCCUCCUCUCCUGCAGUGGCCACCUUCUAAUUGCAUUCGGGGUUCCUAAUUCUCUCUAUGCAGCCUCGGUGCUGAUAGGGCUGUGCUAUGGAGCGCUGUGGCCGCUGAUAUUUUCAAUCAUAUCAGAGCUAUUCGGCCUCAAGCACUACUCCACAUUGCUCAACUUUGGUGGAGCAGCGAGCCCGGUUGGAGCUUACAUUUUCAAUGUCAGAGUGGCUGGUGUUCUGUAUGAUAAGGUGGGCAACAAGCAGAUGGAAGAUCAGGGAAUAAUCAGACAGCCCGGGGAGGAUUUAUCGUGCACCGGGGUGGAGUGUUUCAAGCUCGCUUUUCUAAUAAUCGCGGUCUCCUCUUUCGCAGGAUGCAUCGUUUCGUUAAUUCUGGUAGCUAGAACAAGAAAAUUCUACAGAAGUGAUAUAUACAAGAAAUUCAGAGAGCAAGCAGAACAGGUAGUAGAAGUCGAGUCCACCACGGGUAGAAGAGCAGAUUGAAAAUGGCGUUUCUUUGCUGGGUCAUACAGAUGUUUUAUGAGUUGUAGAUUCAAUUAUACUAUGUAAUAUGUAUGGACUUAAAGCAAUGAUGUUUCUGCUCAUUUUAGUAUAUUUAGCACUUUGGAUCCCCUGUAUACUAUCUGUUUGUUUGUGGCUUAAUGAAACAAGAUCAUAGAUUCAUAAUCAAA